Medioppia subpectinata is the source of this 219-nucleotide messenger RNA. Lineage: Eukaryota; Metazoa; Arthropoda; Arachnida; Sarcoptiformes; Oppiidae. The record is from the annotation of a GenBank genome assembly.
AGUUACGUUCGAAACGGCGUUCGAAUCGCGGAUCGCAUUCACCGCUCAUUCAUCAGCCGUUGUGUUGCGUUGAGUCAGAGUUCGCCGAUUGAGCGGUCGUUGCGUUGUUUUGGAUUGAAUUGUGUUUGCAUUAAACGAUUGCAUCCAAUGGUCGACACAUUAUGCCAUCAAAUACUAUACCAAUCAAUGAUAUUAUCGAAAGCCGAGACCAAUGACUGA